This is a messenger RNA of Colletotrichum gloeosporioides, 300 nucleotides long. RefSeq lists its product as uncharacterized. The coding region runs from base 1 to 300 and encodes 99 amino acids. NCBI's taxonomy places the organism in Eukaryota, Fungi, Ascomycota, Sordariomycetes, Glomerellales, Glomerellaceae. The record is from RefSeq and is a predicted model, not a curated record. The transcript is spliced from 2 exons.
AUGGUCCGUCUCAUCACCGCUUGCGACUCCUAUGAUGACGAUUUCGUCCUGAUCUCAUAUCACGACCACGAGAAUUCCUUCCAGCAGAAACUUCAAUGCCCGGGAAGGUCCAACUACACAUAUCCAUCCCUCAACCCAGAUAAGAGCGACUUCGACAGCGACCAACACAAUAGCGCAGAUGGCAACACUGACAGUCCCAUCGCAAAAGCAAUUCAGCUAUCUAAGGCUCUCGGCCAGAACAGCACCGCAGCACUCGCUCACCCCGCACUGACCGUCACCCAAUUCCUCCAAGUUGUCUAG